Messenger RNA from Mytilinidion resinicola, 2039 nucleotides. RefSeq lists its product as uncharacterized. The record is from RefSeq and is a predicted model, not a curated record. NCBI's taxonomy places the organism in Eukaryota, Fungi, Ascomycota, Dothideomycetes, Mytilinidiales, Mytilinidiaceae. The transcript has a single exon. Bases 165 to 1715 code for a protein of 516 amino acids.
CCACCUUCUACCUGAAACCCACCGCGACACCACACAUGCCGACACCGCAACUACGCUCAUCGUAACCUGAAGACCCUCUGCAUACCCUCAUCCAAGGACCAUACCCUCCUCCCAUCAGGCGCCUGGAAUGCCCGUGGCCUUCUCCGCGUUUUUGCCAGAUCACCAUGUCUGACGAUGCUUUGGCUUCACCUACCGUCGAAAGACCCGGUUCGCCUUCACCAUGGGUCUCACCCUCACUCGCCAUAGGAGCAUGUCCGCCGCUGGACCGCUCCAUUUCAACGGCAUCCUCAGUUUCCUCCGUCUCUGGUCGAUCCUCCAGCUCGCGCCUCUCCGAUAGCGGAUUACCAGGCAGGCGGCGGGGCUAUAUGCGACCAGAAGGCACAAAAUUUGCAGACUCGGCUAGGAAUCGAGAGAGCGUUCAGAACCUCGGUACUAUUGCGCAUCUGCAGUACUAUUUUGCGCGAACGGGCUUGCUGGACGGGAAAGGGGCACAACUGGCCAAGGCACGAAAGUCUGGAGGUGGAAGCGGCUCCGAGUCACCAUCCGGUGCGGUGGAAAGCAUGUCCCCUUUAACCAUGCUUUCGGAUAGGGACGCGGCAUUCGAUAGGUCAGAGCUUCUGCUGGGUGACUCGCAGAUUGGGGAUGGGCUUGUGGAGAGCCCAAUCGACCAAGAGGAUGGAUCGAGCAGCUGGGGUGAUUAUCAGGAGCCCAUGAUGCUCCCUCCGACCGUCAGCACGUACAAAAACACGCCCGUUUACGUCCCGCCGCCGCCAGAUAUGGUGGUCUUGAGAAGAGAACUACGGGAAGCUAUGGUCGACGCACUGCAGCUACUAAAGGAACUGGACAAGGCAAGCGGAGGGAAUAAAGAUGGUGCUACCGCAGGUGCUGCUGUUGAGACGGAGACACAAGGGUGGUACGAGAUACAGGGCCUGCAUUUCCUCGACAUUGUCACACUUGCUAUCCGAGCCGCCAAAAAUUAUUACACCGCACACGAACAGCCGCAACGUUUAUACUCGAUCAAGUCCGAGCGACAGAUCCGGAAGGAAUUGUACGAAGUCCUAGAUAUCCUCAAGCGCAUAGCCACACGCAAUUUCGCUGGGGGUGUGAAACCCCUUGAGCGGGAGGCGAUCCUGACAUGGGCGUCCGGAAUCGGGAGGCUUCUCGACACAGAAGAAGAAAAGGAGAGGGUUGAGAUUGAGGAGCGGGAGAAGUGGAGAUGGCGGGAAGGUGACUGGAGCGGCAAGGAGCGAGAUCGAGAGGUGCUCUUCUUGCGCUCUUUCGACCCUGAUUCCGAGGAGCUUCCAGACUGGACAGAGCCAACAGAAGGAGUCGAAUUGCCAACGCCGUUCCUCAAAUCACUGCAAAAUGGCCUGCGUCUCGUUCAUCUCCACAACGCGCUAAACAAGAAGUCCCGCCGGCAGUUCGAGGAGAUCAAACACUACCACACGGACACGGCUAAACCAUACCGAUGCGCAGACAAUUUGCGAUACUGGAUCAAGGCAGCCCAGCUGAGAUGGGACGUCAAGCUUGACCUGCUUGACGUGGAUGUAAUGGCUGUGGUACACGGCGACGACGCAGCCGCAUGGAGGAAAUUUGACGAGGCCCUGCUCAAGUGGUGCAAAGGCGUACGAGAAGAGAUCAUCGCAGAGUGGCAAGAGCACAGAAAAGCCUCGCAGUCGAAAACACCCACGCUUCGGACCUCGUUCGCAGCAUAAAGGUGGCUGGUCUGAGACUCAGUACGACGUUAUUGGACCGCAACGACUAUCGGUUGGCCUGCAUGGCGGGCCGAGGUACGAGUAGGGUUUUGAGCACAGCGGAGGCAUUGAAAUUGGCGAUGUUGCAUCUUUUCUUUCCAGACAGCUGUCUGAUGACACAGGCAUUUGCCGUUUAUUAGCACCCACAGUUUGAAGAUACCCCUACAGCAUCUUAUUAUUUCCAUAGCGCGGACGGAACAUUCUCCAAUCAAUCUAAAUGCCAGAGAAAAGGCAAAAUGAAUCAGAAUAGGUCGCGACGUUCACAGUUGCUGUGAACCAUACGGC